Messenger RNA from Otolemur garnettii (small-eared galago), 1361 nucleotides. It is a transcript of the gene NME6, whose product is annotated as NME/NM23 nucleoside diphosphate kinase 6. Lineage: Eukaryota; Metazoa; Chordata; Mammalia; Primates; Galagidae. The record is from RefSeq and is a predicted model, not a curated record. Bases 255 to 830 code for a protein of 191 amino acids. The transcript has 4 exons. Gene Ontology annotation, molecular function: nucleoside diphosphate kinase activity. Gene Ontology annotation, biological process: CTP biosynthetic process; UTP biosynthetic process; GTP biosynthetic process.
GACUAGAGUGUGACAUGUAAAUUAUAGGGUUUUUAGUCUAUCAAGUGUGAUGCUUUGGAGAGGAAAAGAAACUAAGGCAGGACAACUAGGAAAAGACUUUUAUAGUGGUCUGGGUGGUGGGUCUUGUGAAUUCAAGGAGCUAUAAGCAUGGAAGGACAGAAACAGCACUUCCUAUUCCCUUCUACCCACACUCACACUCUGGCUAUGUGACUGAAGGUCUUGACAUCACCCCACCUUUUUCUUCUGACUUACCAAUGGGACAGACCCUCAAGUCCUACACCCCAAGGGGUCCUCAUGGUUUCUUUUGGUCAUCUUGGGUUUCCUGGUUGAUUUUUAUUUUGGGGGUGGUCUUUAUCCAGGCUGUUCAUCAGCAGAUUCUGAGCAACAAGUUCCUUAUUGUACGAAUGAAAGAACUCCUGUGGAGAAAAGAAGAUUGCCAGAGGUUUUAUCAAGAGCAUGAAGGGCGUUUUUUCUAUCAGCGGCUGGUGGAGUUCAUGGCCAGUGGGCCAAUCCGAGCCUACAUCCUCGCCCACAAGGAUGCCAUCCAGCUCUGGCGAACACUGAUGGGACCUACCAGAGUGUUUCGAGCACGCCACAUGGCCCCAGAUUCAAUUCGUGGGAGUUUCGGCCUCACUGACACCCGCAACACCACCCAUGGCUCAGACUCUGUGGUUUCAGCCAGCAGAGAGAUUGCAGCCUUCUUCCCUGACUUCAGUGAACAGCGCUGGUAUGAGGAAGAGGAGCCCCGGUUGCGCUGUGGCCCUGUGCAGUACAGUCCAGAGGGAGGUGUCCAUCGGGCAGCUGGAACAGGAGACCCAGGACCAGUCUGAUGCAGGCCAGUCAGUCUAUGAAGACCAGUUGCAAAACGCAGACUUUUCUAUUAGACCUCUGGUCCAAAGCAUUCUCCUAGUACCAGGAAAGCCUGGGGCUUAUGGUACCAUCUCUGCUGGGCACCAUCUGCCUGAGAGCCUAGCUCUUCUCCACAUAUCCUCCAGAAUCUAACUGUCUGUGUACCUCUCCUCUGGAAUGUUGAUGGUGGUUUAGAAGGGCAAUGACUCCUCUUUUUGCUGAGAAUUCUUCAUCCUUCUUCAAGAAGAGCUUGCCUAAUUGACAAACCUGAAAAAUGAAGUGACUCCAUAUAAACAACAUUUGACCUAUCUUUCUCAAUAAAAAUCUAUGUUCUACUGAAUCCUCCAUGUGGCCACAUUUAGAAGGUGCUUUCCAGGCUUCAACAUUUUGAUGUCUCAACAGUAUUCAAUAUUGCCUUAUUCUCUAAAAACAUUCUCUUCUCUUGACUUUCCUGAUCUGCACACAUUUAGUUUUCUUCUCUGCCUAUUUCCCUGUCUCCUUUGUUGGCUUUU